CACCUCUCCUCACCUUCUCCCAGGUUCCUGAUCUGGAGUGGGAGGGACGCACGCCGGCGAGGCCAGGCUACCCUUGACACGCAUGUACUCCCCCUCUCCCCUUUGUGCCCUCUCUCUCUUCCCCGACCUCUCUUUCUUAACUUCUCCUAUUUGCUAUUGUUGUGUCAGAACUGAUGGAUAUCAAGGAUUGCUGCCUUCAAGUUAUGUUUCCCCGUUAUAAGGACUCCAUUGAAUUGAUUAUUUUUUAUGGCUGGAGAUGUAGAAUGUUCUCACUAUCAACUCUGGAAUAACUAGCAAGUAGUGGUGUCAAUGGCAUCCGUGGGAGCCAUUUUGGUGGCACAUGGACAUCACGUUCUGGAAUAAAGUAAGUCUCACAAUCAACUUGGGAAGAUGAGGUAGGCUGCCUUCAAUUUUCUAUCUGGGUAGCAGCAACAAAUUCAUGAAUCUACCGCUUGUUGCCUUUGUUAUUGUGAUCUAUACAAAAAGUAAAUUUUGCUUGAAGAUUGCAGCACACACAGAUUGCUUGGCAGACUAAAAUAAGUAGGAGCUUCUGAUUGGACCCUUCAAGCAAUAGUGUUGUUAAUAUAUUAGUUAUUAUAUUAUGUUACUAGAGUAUUAGAAUAACUUCCUGAUAUAUGUGUUUAUAUGAUUUCUGACAUUUACUGCAAUAAUAUUGAUGGCCAGGCACUAUACUGUGCAUAAACAAAAAAAAUCAGUUUUUCUUUUCGUAGUUGCAACAAUUUUUCUGUACCAAUAGUGUGACACUACACUACUCUUCAUUUUUACAGGCCAUUGAACAAUAAAUAACUUGGCAACGGAUACCCUGUGGUCUACAAUUAUACUGUAAUUAUGUGUGCACUUUGGAUCUAUUGGAUGUCUGAAUGUAUUGUUAAUCGACAACUAGUGAUGCAAAGGAUGAAUUAGUAACUUUGUGUGGAGGUGGCACCACUACCUGCUGGUUGGUGUAAUGCCGUGCUUGACAGGGUGAUCUGCAAUUUUGAGUUUGUUUAAUGGCUUAAUGUCUAAGCACUCAUCCCCUUAUUCUGUUGUGUUGCUACCAACUUGGUUUGCAAGGAACAGAGCUUCAUCUGUGUACAUCAAGAUUGCUAAUUGCCAUCUGAAGGGUGAUAGUAAGCAUGAAGAUGCCUAAGCUUAUGAGGAAGCUGCAAACUGCGACCAAAAAUUCUCACUUCAGGGUACUCUCUUUCGAUCUCGAUCUCAGAGAGGAAACGAGGCAGCCACGGCCUCCUGCCCCCCCUCUCUCCCUCUCUCCCGUGCCUCCGCGCUGCCGCAGUACUCCCGCGCUGCACACCGCUGCUGCUCCCCAACGACGGCGCUCUGAUGGUGCUUGCUCGCCUGGUCGCCGCCUCGUCUCGCCCGAUCUUGAUAUCGUCCGGGGUGGCGCCGGCACCGCUCGACUGCGUCGUUGCCUCCUCUGCGUCAUGAGAAGCGCCACCAUUGCCUCCACCCCCACUGGGCAAGGAGGUCGAGGUGUUUGGGGGUUCGUGUUUCCUACACAGGCCAAAACACUAUUGGAGUUUGAAACCAGUCGUUUGGAGCAGAUCAGCUCAAAAGAGAUCCUUUGUACCAUUUGCAGACUACCCACCUUCCUCUGGCCUGGAGUCUCGCUCGCCUCUGUUUUCCCCCUAUGGACACACAUGAGACUCAGAUCUUGGCUCGUCGUAGAGGAAUCGAUAGCAAGAAUCAACCAGAGAAAGGAUGUACACAAGAUUUACUUUGUUCCAGCGCCUACUUUGGAUCAUAGGAAACUAAAAAAAAAGAGGGCGCCGCCACCACCGUCAUCAGGCUGGCCCACAUCCACGCGCUGCUCGGCGUCACCAGGUCACCGACACAACUCCUCACGCCCAGGUCGUUCAACAUUUUCAGCCGCUUUUGGUACGCCACAUUUAGAGUCUUUCUUUCCCAUUUUACCGUGUUUGCAUGGUAAGAUGUUUGGUCGGAUUUGAAGGUUCGUAGCCUUGACUCCAAAGCUUCAAACUCUUAUAGAAAUUAGAACUGAGGGCCUUUUAAAAUGAGUCCUGCAUAAUAGUGUUGUUCAGUGGUAUGCAGAUUUUUUUUUGGUCUGAUCGGCUAUCCUUGGUGCUGAUUUAAGUACUGAUUUCAUCAUCAUAUGACCACAAUAAAGAAGUUGUGUGUAUAAAUAUUA
Messenger RNA from Triticum aestivum (bread wheat), 2167 nucleotides. RefSeq lists its product as uncharacterized. The transcript is spliced from 7 exons. The record is from RefSeq and is a predicted model, not a curated record. Lineage: Eukaryota; Viridiplantae; Streptophyta; Magnoliopsida; Poales; Poaceae. Bases 1137 to 1967 code for a protein of 276 amino acids.